AUGGGGUCCCCAAGUUUCCUAAACCAUUCCUUCCAGUUCAGUAUACCGAAGCCUUGUCCUCUUCAUUUGGAUUAUUCCCGUAAAUCUGUCAGAUUUGUUCAACCAGAAAGAAAACGUACUCUUCCCAUAUCAGGCUGGGCAGCAGUUCCUCAAUUUUCUCGCCCCUUCCGGACUCUGAGUCUCCGUGGGGAGGGGCGUGACCAACCCGGGGCGCGCAAGCAGGCAGGCGACUCCACGCGCGGCUUUUUUUUCUCGCCGAGACUGGAGCCUCGGCGUCGAUCCUGCGGGCGCUGGUGCCGUCGCUUGGCAAGCUUGUCGGCCGACCAUGUUCCCAGAAAGCUGAUUGCAGCCGGGCAGCCGCGACGGCUCUGCCGCCGCCAUCCCAGUGAGCUGGAAUUGGUAACGCGCCCCAAGUUGGUCCUGCGGGAGGCCGCUCCCCAGCAACCCAAAGAGGCGUCCGGGCCGGGCGGCGGCGAUAGCAGCCUCGCUACCACCUUUACCAUCAUCUCGACCAGCAGCAGCAGCAGCAGCAGCACCUGCUCUGACUCCCCCAGCACCAUGGACCUCUCCUUCAUGGCCGCGCAGCUUCCAGUUAUGGGAGGAGUGUUUAUGGACUCACCCAAUGAAGAAUUUAGCACGGAAUAUUCUUUGUUUAAUUCAUCUGCCAAUGUCUACAAUGCUGCCUCAGUGCCAAACCAGCCAGAAGAGACAUCUCGUUCUUCAAAUGAUGCCAUUUUGUUAUGGAUUGCAAUUAUAGCCACAAUUGGGAACAUUGUAGUUGUUGGAGUUGUGUAUGCAUUUACGUUUUGAGAAGUAAAGAAGACAACUCUGGGAGACAAGAGUUGCUUUGCCAUCAUUCCUAAGAGCAGAUGUAUGUGUAUGUAUGUAACAUUAUGUGCACAUACCUAUAUAAAAUGUAAAUCUUUAUACAUAUUGGUAGGUAGAUGUAAUUUCUUAUCUAAGGUCCCAAUUAACAGCAAGUGGCAAACAGAAUCACCAAAAUACCCUUUACAAAAAGACUUUUGUAAAUUAUGUGGAGUUGAAACAUAAUUUACACCAUAGCCAAUUAAAUAUGGAUCUAACAUGAAAGGUCAAUGCAUAUAAAUGGAAAAGCAGAUUUGUUCAUCAAGGGCUCUAUUGUGAAUCUAUAGGUUAUUUAAAUAACCUUUGGAUUAAACAUUGGAUACACCUUUUUUCUGAUAUUUUUUUUUUAGGGUAAGCCCCCCAGUUGUUACAUUCUGCAGCAGACGGCAGUGUAAUUCUAUUGCUCUCUAAAGACACAGAGCAAAUGAAAUUUCAAUUUGUUUUGAAGUCUGCUAGGGAAAAAUGGUCAGGGUGUUUACUCUUAAGUAGUGCAGAGCCUCACAAGUGAAAUGUACAUUAUUCACAGAAAUUUCACAGAUGGAUAGAUUCCUAUUGUAGGCCAGAUUUAAUUUUUCAAAGCUUUCUCUCUGGGAAUAAAAAGAAAUUGCGAGGAGUCCUAAAAAUAUCCACAUGUCUGAGUUUGAAAAAGCCCUAGGAGUUAGAAGUUCUCAUUUGGGGGAGACUGACUGGACAGGGCAAUUUUGCAAAAUGGAUGGAUUAAGAAUCUUUCCUUUCGAGAGUGUUGUAAUUUUCCUAUGUAUUUUUAAGCGGUUGGAAACCAAACUACUGAAUUUGAACUAUCCAGUUGGAAUAGGGUUGGAGGGCUUGAGAAAAGAAAUUUAGAGGUAACCAAUUGCAACUCCAAAAGUUAUCUUACCUCGAGCUUAUAGUACAAAUUAGGGUGCGCCAAUCUUUCUUCAGACUAAGAACCUUAUUGGAAGUAUUCUAUAACUCUAUGCUAUAAAAUAUGUUCUCCUUUUGCCAAUUUUAUGGAGAUGUACGUAUUUUAAAAUGGAUAUUUUUGAUCUUUUUAAGAAACUUUUUAAUCAAACAUAUUUAUGUGUAAUUUUUUGUUUUCUUUAUAACAUAAUGGAUCUUUUUUGUUUAUCUAAUUCAUUUAUAAUCUGUUUUUCCUCCAGAAAUGUAAGGAAACUCCUUUUCCAAGUUUAUGCUAUAACUGCAGCCCUGAGAAAUAAGUUAACUAAGAACUUUUAACUGGGGCGCUAAGAAUGAUUAGCUUAAGGUUAUCUGAUAAGUUGCUAUUGAAGAAGGACUUGAAUCUGGUCCUAAUCCAAUAUCUAAACCAUCAUAUGACAUUGGCUGUCAUCAUAUGAUUUGAGGUACCAAACUUUUCUUCUUUCUCUUCAUAUUAUCCCAUAUAAAUAACUGACAAGUAGUCAUUGUCCAUUAAGAUUGUGUAAAGAUUUCAAAAGAUGCUUUGUGAAAUUGAUUGAUGCCUCCUUAAAGUGAUGGGGCAAUCUUCUAUGAAUGUCUUGACCUAGUUGUUUCAAACUUUUUUUCCCCAAAUUAUUUCAGCAGGCACAUUCUGGUAGCCACCAAUGAGAAAAUUCAUGAGCUCUGCUCUUUCUUCUGAUGGGUCAUUUCUUUUUUAACUGAUAUUAGACGAGAUAGUUCUUUAAAUAGAUGAUCCUUGGGACUUGCAGUUAUCAUAAUGUCUCCAUGUUUCAUGGAGUUAUCAUAAUGUCUCCAUGUUGAAAGAGAUUUCAACACUUUCUGGCUACUUUUGCACGCAAAAUGAAUUUCCCCAAUUUCUUCACUUAAUUUAAAACAUAAAUUAAAAGUAAAGUUAAUUUUACAUUCCCUAAUGAUUUCAAGAACAUUUCCAUCUUCAGGAUUAACCAUUGCUUUCUAGUAGCUCUGUAAAAUGUCCACAGUUUUACCAUAUCUUACAAUGCAGGCCUACUUUUGCAUAUACUAUGAAACAGCAAAUCAAAUUAUACUCCUUUUUUCCCCCUCCCAGCUGCUCAUUCUUUAUGAUUUUGCCAGCAAAAUGUUUCACUCAGAUUAAUUUGUUUUAUCGAAGUCAGCAGUAUGAGUAGUCCUCUACUUAUGACACAUGAUCAUUUUAUGACCUUUUUGCAACAGUUGUUAAGUGAAUCACUGCAGUUGUUAAGUUAGUAACAUGAUUGUUAAGUGAAUCUGGCUUCCCCGUUGACUUUGCUUGUCAGAAGGUUGCAAAAGGUUAUCACAGGGCCAUUGGACACUGCAACCGUCUAAAUAUAUGCCAGUUGUCAAGCAUCCAAAUAUUGACCAAAUGACCACAGGAAAGCUGCAAUGAUCAUAGGUGUGAAAAAUAAUCAUGUUACUUUUUUCUAUGCCAUUGUAACCUCAGACAGUCACUAAAUGAAUGGUUAUAAGUAGAGAACUACCUGUACUUUCUUUUUCAAAAUUUGAAAUAUCCUCUGUGGAUUAAAAAAAAGACUAUAAUUAACAAGAAGACUAGCAUAGAAUUGAUAAUGUUUUAGAAAGAGGAAUAAAAAGUAAUCUUGUGGAACAUGUGCAAUUAUCCUCGAAAGCACGAUUCCAUCUCCACAUUUUGUCAGACUUCGAUGCUAUCUCAAAAUAAAUGAAUUUCCAAACUGCCAAUCUUUAAGGAAAUCUUUUCUUUAAUUGAGCACAGCCACCGGAUCAUGACUCGAUGCGGAUAAGACUGACCUUUUGCCCCCCAAUCCCUCCCUUUCUGAUCCCCAAAUAUCUGCUUCUCAUUGGCUAUCUUCCAAGUCAUUCUUCAGACUUCUUGUCACGUCAUUUCCCAGGAAUGUCUCCCCCCUUCAUUUCCACGACAACCGGACAUCAAAGGGAUUUAGCAGGCAGAAGUUCAGAGCUUCUCUCUCUCUCUCUCUCUCUCUCUCUCUCUCUCUCUCUCUCUCUCUCUCUCUCUCUCUCUAUGCCAGCGAAACGUCUCAUGAGACAAUUCAUGAGAAUUGUCUCAUGAAUUGCUGGUUCUCAUUAUUCUGUGAGUGUUAGUUGCUCCUCCAAAAAUGUCUGUACCCAAGAUCUGUUUGUGGAAGAGAGUAGAAACUUUCUUACCCUUUCUCUUCCUGACCACACUGAAUUGCUCAGGUUCUUCCAAAGCAUUGCGCUUUCAGAGUUGUCAAUCCAGCUAGAUUGGAUGAAUUGAGGCAGAGGAGGAAAUAUGUAUAUCCAAGAAGUUUCCUGAUUAAAGAAAUGAAAGUUGGACAAGGCAUUUUUUUUUCUUGAAAAAUCUAAACUGACCUGGUAAUUACCACAGUCAGGGUUUGUUUGUUUUUUUACUAAACAUGUAAUUGUUCAUAAUUCUAUAAUACAGAAUAGGAAGAUGACAGCAUAUCAGAAAUAACUAUUUGUAAUGGUGAGGAAGCCAAAAUUGUUACUGCAGGUACGUGAUUAUAUCCCUUGUGUCAAUUAUUGUUAAAGAAGGACCCAAUUUUUAAUAUCAAUCAUAGUGAUGAGAUUGCUGUCAUUUCUAAUUCUCACCGAACUAUGGAGAUGAAAGGGAUACCAUCUUUCUGCUCAGUGCAAGAAUCUUGCUACUAACAGUAUCCAAAUAAAUAGUAAUUUAACUUCUGCUUAAAUACCUCUAGUAAGGAAUAGCCCAUUAUUUCUUAACACAGUCUGUUUAAUUUCUACAAUGAAGAAGCUUAACUCAAAUCCUCUAUCCUGCAUUAAUUCUAGUUCUGCUCUGUACAUCACCUGGACGGAUCCCAUUUUUCAUAAACAUUUUAAAAUCAUGGUGUCCUCUUGAGCAUUAAGACUGUAAUCAGUAAAAGUGCAUUCUUUCUUGAGCUGAGUUUGGCUCCAGGUGGCUUCAUGGACAUAUCUUUGUAUUUUUUGGCAACAACACAAAAGUAGUUUUGCCCUUGCCAGCUGAGGCUAGGCCACUGCCUUCUUCAGACAUUCCUGGUAACAAUUACAAGCUUAAAUCUUUUUUUAUAAAACUAUGUGAAUUCAUUUUAAAUAGAAGGGACGAUAUCAUACAUUAUUUUGGAACCUCAGUAAUGUAAAUGAGAAACAUUUGUUUUGAUAACUGUGAACAGGUGGUGUGUGAUGUAAUAAACUGUUGCUGCUUUGCAUUUUCUAAUCCAUCUUGACAACAACUUUAGAAUCAAAGCUGUUUAUAAAAAUGCAUCUUGUAUACAAAGUUGCAAUGUUCUAUGUUAACAAUUUUGAUGUAAAUUUAUAAUGUGAGUAGUUCUAUAGUAAGUGGAUAGAUAUAUUUUAUUUAUACAAAAACUAUUUUGCAAGACUGUGUGUAUUCUCUCUUGCUGUUCUUUUGCAAUCAGGUGGUAAUCGUUCACAUGUUUAUGAAGCUUUGCACAACAUGCCACUGUUUUGCAAAACAUACCCUCCCUGCUUUUCUUAAGUAUUUUAAGGCAAUAGUCAUUCAGACAAGUAGAGUAAUCCUAAAAUUUAUAUUGUAGUGCACGCCAAAAUGAAAACCCUGAAUUUGGUUUUGUUAGAAACCUGGUAUUUUCAUAGGAGCAAUGUUAAAUAUUUUGCCUUUAAUAAUUUUUAAGAAUGUCCAUACGAAACAAGAGACCGGGUACUGAAACUGCCAUUUAAAAGUUUUGUGAGCAUUACACCAAGGUACUAUAUUUAAUUAAAAUGAUAUCUCUAUCACGUUUUCCCGAAAAUACGACCUAACCCAAAAGUAAGUCCUAGCUUGAUUUUUACACGUGUGCUCAAUAUACACCUUACAUCCCCCCCCAAUAAUCCCUAAUUAAGAACUCACCCACUCCAGGGUGCACAGGUAAGGAUUAAGCUAGGGUGGGGAGGGGGUGGAGCUGCCCUACUACCCUAUUUCCCCCCAAAUAAGACUUCCCCUGAUAAUAAGCCCAAUCGGGUUUUUGAGCGCAUGGCAAUAAGGCCAAGCGCUUAUUUCAGAGUUCAAAAAAAUAUAAGACAGGGGAAAUUUUCGGGAAAACAUGGUACUUGCCUUCGGACAGUUGCAGCCAGGGCUCGCACACCCCGACACCUGUCUUGCUAGCUGGCAAGGCUUCUACUUCUGCAGCUGGCAAGGCUUUCCUGAUAGAGCUCUGUUAUUGGCUGCAAAGGCCUUCAGGAAAGCCUUGCCAGCUGCAGAAGAGGUUCCUGAAGGCCUCUGACAAUGAAAAGGAGGCCAGGGGCGACAUGCACAAGUGAGGUGAGUGGACGAAAUCUCCCCCGCCCAAAAAAAAUAAGACCUAGUGCCUUUUUUGUUGGCAAAAAUAAUAUAAGACAGGGUCUUAUUUUUGAAGAAACAUGGGUAAAUUCCAUCUAAUUGGAGCACUGCACUGCCAUUGUCAAAUAACCCCAUCAGGAGUUUAUCUGCACUGCACUGACAAUUGUACUGCCAUUGUCAAGUACAGUGGGGCAAAAAAGUAUUUAGUCAGCCACCAAUUGUGCAAGUUCUCCCACUUAAAAAGAUGAAAGAGGCCUGUAAUUGACAUCAUAGGUAGACCUCAACUAUGAGAGACAAAAUGAGAAAACAAAUCCAGACAAUCACAUUGUCUGAUUUGGAAAGAAUUUAUUUGCAAAUUAUAAUGGAAAAUAAGUAUUUGGUCACCUACAAACAAGCAAGAUUUCUGGCUCUCAAAGACCUGUAACUUCUUCUUUAAGAGGAUUCUCUGUCCUCCACUCAUUACCUGUAUUAAUGGCACCUGUUUGAACUUGUUAUCAGAAUAAAAGAGACCUGUCCACAACCUCAAACAGUCACACUUCAAACUCCACUAUGGUGAAGACCAAAGAGCUAUCAAAGGACACCAGAAACAAAAUUGUAGACCUGCACCAGGCUGGGAAGACUGAAUCUGCAAUAGGCAAGCAGCUUGGUGUGAAGAAAUCAACUGUGGGAGCAAUAAUUAGAAAAUGGGAGACAUACAAGACCACUGAUAAUCUCCCUUGAUCUGUGGCUCCACGCAAGAUCUCACCCCGUGGGGUCAAAAUGAUCACAAGAACAGUGAGCAAAAAUCCCAGAACCACAUGGGGGGACCUAGUGAAUGACCUGCAGAGAGCUGGGACCAAUGUAACAAAGGCUACCAUCAGUAACACACUACGCCGUCAGGGACUCAGGUCCUGCAGUGCCAGACGUGUCCCCCUGCUUAAGCCAGUACAUGUCCAGGCCCAUCUAAAGUUUGCUAAAGAGCAUUUGGAUGAUCCAGAAGAGGAUUGGGAGAAUGUCAUAUGGUCAGAUGAAACCAAAGUAGAACUGUUUGGUAGAAACACAAAUCGUGUUUGGAGGAGAGAGAAUGCUGAGUUGCAUCCAAAGAACACCAUACCUACUGUGAAGCAUGGGGGCGGCAACAUCAUGCUUUGGGGCUGUUUCUCUGCAAAGGGACCAGGACGACUGAUCCGUGUACAGGGAAGAAUGAAUGGGGCCAUAUAUCGUGAGAUUUUGAGUGCAAACCUCCUUCCAUCAGCAAGGGCAUUGAAGAUGAAACGUGGCUGGGUCUUUCAGCAUGACAAUGAUCCCAAACACACCGCCCGGGCAACGAAGGAGUGGCUUCGUAAGAAGCAUUUCAAGGUCCUGGAGUGGCUUAGCCAGUCUCCAGAUCUCAACCCCAUAGAAAACCUUUGGAGGGUGUUGAAAGUCCGUGUUGCCCAGCGACAGCCCCAAAACAUCACUGCAUGGAGGAAUGGGCCAACAUGCCAGCAACAGUGUGUGCCAACCUUAUGAAGACUUACAGAAAAUGUUUGACCUCUGUCAUUGCCAACAAAGGAUAUAUAACAAAGUAUUGAGAUGAACUUUUGAUAUUGACCAAAUACUUAUUUUCCAUCAUAAUUUGCAAAUAAAUUCUUUCCAAAUCAGACAAUGUGAUUGUCUGGAUUUGUUUUCUCAUUUUGUCUCUCAUAGUUGAGGUCUGCCUAUGGUGACAAUUACAGGCCUCUCUCAUCUUUUUAAGUGGGAGAAUUUGCACAAUUGGUGGCUGACUAAAUACUUUUUUGCCCCACUGUAUAAGCCCAACAACGGGACCAAAUCAGUCUCCUUACAUUUGCCAUUGAUUCAAGCCUUAUUAUUGAUUUGGAGGUAAAGCAAAUAGGAAGAUAUCCAUAAAUAAGUCACAGGUGAAAUUAGAGAUAAGUGAGAUAUUACCCUUGUAUAGGUGUAGAAAUUAUCCAGGAUAAGAAACACAGAGGGAUGUAACAAAGAAUGAAAAUUAAGUCCAAAUAAGUCCUGCUAUGUAUAGUUGACUUGCUAACAUAUUGUAAUACAAGUGUCAGGCUUCCCAGGUUAACUUGGAAGAGGUUUCUAACAUUUUAUUUGAGGAAAAGAUUAUUUUAUAUAGUUCCUGAUUGUGUAGAGUAGAGUUUCCCUUGGCAUCUUUAAGACAUGUGGACUUCAACUCCCAGAAUUCCCCAGCCGGCAUGACUGGCUGGGAAAUUCUGGAAGUUGAAGUCCAUGUUUCUUAAAGUUCCCGUGGUUGAGAAACCCUGGUAUAAGAGAAUUCUGUUGUCUUUAACCAAGACACUCUGUUUUAAAUCUGUUGUGAUUCAAAGACUGAGAAUUGAAUGGUCAGAACUGAAAAUAACGAAGGCCAACAAUUAUGUUCUAUCCUAAACACGUCUUAGCUCAGGUAAACUGUAUGCUUGCAUGACACUAGGAAAAAGAUAUGAGAAGCUACAGAACCAAGUAAAGAUGAAGUUUACAUAUUGAUAAUUAACAGAAUAAUACAUGAUAGAUUAUCAUCUUAAUUGACAAGAUUAUGAUAAACUUGUAAUCUUUGAUGAAAUACUUUAUAUAGUCUCGCUUUAAACACUUUCUUAUACUUGUUGAUUCUUUUGGAAACACCAUCAAUUGUACAUUUUUUUUCUUAUAUAAAUUGGUCUACUGAUACUUUUACUCUUGUAAAAUAGUCUUGUUAGAUGGGGAUUCUGAAUAGGGGAGAAAAAUCCAGAUGUUUUCUUUCUACUUGGGUUUUGCAAAACGACUUGUACAUUUAUGACUGAGUUAAGCAAAUGAUGCUUUAUAGUCUUCACUAUUGAUGUAAUUAUUAUUAUUGACUGAGUAGGUUGCAGAUGCCUUUGUUAAAUAGAUAACUUGUGCUUUAAAAGAACCUGAUAUUAAAGUAAUGUUUGUAAAUGUUAA
Messenger RNA from Pantherophis guttatus, 8926 nucleotides. It is a transcript of the gene C1H14orf132, whose product is annotated as chromosome 1 C14orf132 homolog. NCBI's taxonomy places the organism in Eukaryota, Metazoa, Chordata, Lepidosauria, Squamata, Colubridae. The record is from RefSeq and is a predicted model, not a curated record.